Molecule: messenger RNA, 758 nt
Organism: Asparagus officinalis (garden asparagus)
Lineage: Eukaryota; Viridiplantae; Streptophyta; Magnoliopsida; Asparagales; Asparagaceae
Exons: 4
Coding region: 1-546 (181 amino acids)
Biological process (GO): protein folding; protein import into mitochondrial matrix; protein stabilization
Cellular component (GO): mitochondrion
Molecular function (GO): protein-folding chaperone binding; zinc ion binding
Source: RefSeq, a predicted model, not a curated record
AUGGAUUCGCUCUCGAUUCCUUCAGCGAUCCCGUCUCCCUCCAUCCUCUCCCCCAAAAGAAAACGAGCCGGAUCUCGGUCCCGACUCCGACAACACCGGCCUCGUCCCCUUCUUCAAGAAUCCGAGCUCCCUCUCCCCCCUCUCCAACGAUUCGGCGAUGGGUUUGGUAUUGAGCGCGGCGGUCGGGAGAGGCUGGGGCCGCCCGCGCCUGGACCCGGGUCGGAUUCGGGCGAUCGGCCCGUGUCGACCUUUCCUUGGUCUCUCUUCACCAAGUCCCCUCGCCGCCGGAUGCGCGUGGCUUUCACGUGCAACGUCUGUGGACAGCGCACCACUCGCGCCAUCAAUCCCCAUGCCUACACCGACGGCACCGUCUUCGUUCAGUGUUGUGGAUGCAAUGUGUUCCAUAAGCUAGUGGACAAUCUGAAUCUAUUCCAUGAGAUGAAGUGCUAUGUGAGCCCAAGUUUCCCGUACAAAGGGAACUUGCGCUUCAAUUUUCUCGAUGGGGAUGAUGAUGAUAAUGAUGAGAACAUAUUCCCCAUUUUGUAAAGGAGAGAGGAGAAAGAAUUGGUUAGUUGAUCCAUCCAUUUAGUCUCUGUAUAUGGUAGUAGUAAAAAUUAGCAGGGUUUUCCUUGACAUUUGAAAAUUUACAUGUUAAUAUUUGUAAAUAUUAUCUUGUGCUGUUUAGGGUCGCAUGUGUCUGAUAUCUAAUACUAUGUAAUAAAGUGACAUGUCAUUUAUGUACCUGUUUAGCCACUUGA